AUGGCCGAGGCGGGAGGACUCAGCCACCGGGAGAGCGGCCGCCGCGCAGGGGAGGCGCCGCCGCCGAGAAGCUGCCGCCGCGGCGCUCUCGGGGGGACGGGACGGCGGCCACCACCCGGCGGGCGCCGGAGCCGCUGGAGCCGCGGCCGCAGGGGCCGCAGGGGCCGCAGGGUGCGCGGUCGCCGCCCCCUCUGCCCGCGGUUCCGGGGGCCUGAGUCUCCUCAGGCCGGGACAGGACCGAGUGGCGGGGCUCCGAACCCGUCUGUUCCCCCGGCGGGGACUCCCGCUGGACCCGCUGCCCCGACUGCGGACAGAGGGGACUGGACGCACCGCCUCCUUUCCCCGGGCCGCGAGCUUCCUGGUCACCACAGUCCCUGCCACCUCUUCCAAAUGCUCCAGGACUACGCACUUCUACAAGUGAGGUUAGAAAAAUAUCAAGACAGAAUUAUGGAUACAUCAGAGGAGCAAUGA
Messenger RNA from Lemur catta (Ring-tailed lemur), 471 nucleotides. RefSeq names its product basic salivary proline-rich protein 2-like. Lineage: Eukaryota; Metazoa; Chordata; Mammalia; Primates; Lemuridae. Bases 1 to 471 code for a protein of 156 amino acids. The transcript has 3 exons. The record is from RefSeq and is a predicted model, not a curated record.